This is a messenger RNA of Leucoraja erinaceus (little skate), 1235 nucleotides long. RefSeq names its product vacuolar protein sorting-associated protein 52 homolog. Gene Ontology annotation, molecular function: syntaxin binding. The transcript has 3 exons. The record is from RefSeq and is a predicted model, not a curated record. The annotation marks the transcript as partial. Gene Ontology annotation, biological process: endocytic recycling; retrograde transport, endosome to Golgi; Golgi to vacuole transport. NCBI's taxonomy places the organism in Eukaryota, Metazoa, Chordata, Chondrichthyes, Rajiformes, Rajidae. Gene Ontology annotation, cellular component: GARP complex.
CUCACCGCUCAAUGCUCCUUCUCCAAGUCAUUGCUGAAGAACAGGAACACCAUCUUCACCCUGGGUAACCGUGGAAACGUGAUUGCCUCAUCGGAACUGGAAGCCCCCAUCAUCGUGCCCCACGUAGCACAGAAGAACGACACUCGGUACCCCUUUGAGAGCCUGUUUCGGAGCCAGCACUACGGCCUUCUAGACAACAGCUGUCGUGAAUACCUCUUCCUCUGUGACUUCUUCAUGGUGACCGGAAACUCCGCUCAAGAUCUCUUCAACGCCAUCAAGGGUAAAACCCUCAGCAUUGUCUUGAAACACGUGGACACCUAUGUUGCCGAUUGCUACGACAGUAUCGCCGUUUUCCUGUCCAUCCACAUCAUCCUCCGCUUCAAGACCAUGAUGCCCAAGCGGAACGUCCCUGCUGUCGACAAUGAAGUGAAGCAGAAUGUCCAAUGCUGGAGACAAAUAGCACCUCAUAUUUCACUCGGGCAGCUUGCACCCCAGCGAACAUUGAUUUCUGAUGAAGGAUCUCGACCCGAAAACGUCACCCAUUGAGUUUGAAAAAGGGUCUCGACUCGAAACGUCACCCAUUGCUUCUCUCCAGAGACACUGCCUCUCCCGCUGAGUUACUCCAGCUUUUUGUCUAUCUUCGGUUAUACCAGCAUCUGCCAUUCCUUCUUAUACAUUGACUUCUCUAGCUUCAAGUAAGCCUUGCUUUCCCUCUCUCUCUUCAUCCCCCCCCUCCCUUCCCAGUUCUUCAACCAGUCUUACUGGCUCCGACUACAUUUUAUCUCUGUUUGCUUUGUUGUCACCUUCUCCCAGCGAACACUGGUCUAUUCUACAUUUUCCUGCAUCUCCAUUCCCUUUGUCCUGUUUUCACACCUUGCACUUCCUUAUCUAUGUAUCUCCCUCUCCCCUGACAUCAGUCUUAAGAAGGGAACUGCAGAUGCUGGUUUAAACCGAAGAUAGACACAAACUGCUUGAGUAACGCAGCGGGACAGGCAGCAUCUUUGGAGAGAAGGGUGAUGUUUCGGGUCGAGAUCCUUCUUCAGACUUGUGCAUAACGUCGCCUAUCCACGUUCUCCAUAGAUGAUGCCUGACCAGGUGAGUUACACCAGCAUUCUGUGAAACGUCACCUAUCCAUGUUCUCUACAGAUGCUGCCUGACCCGCUGAGUUACUCCAGCACUCUGUGAAACGUCACCUAUCCAUGUUCUCCACAGAUGCUGCCUGACCCGCUGAGUUA